Closterium sp. Naga37s-1 is the source of this 1365-nucleotide messenger RNA. The record is from the annotation of a GenBank genome assembly. NCBI's taxonomy places the organism in Eukaryota, Viridiplantae, Streptophyta, Zygnematophyceae, Desmidiales, Closteriaceae.
AUGAGAGAUGAGGGACGGGGAGGAAGGAGGUCCGUGCGAGUAAGGUCGGAUGAGGAAGGGAGGUGGGGGUUUAGGGAGGAAAGACAUGAGCGAGGCGCAUCGCCUGAUGAUAGUCCAGACUAUCGGGAUGGUGAUGGUUACUGGAAGAGACGAGGGCGUGAAUCUGGGGACAUUUGUGGGAGAAGAAUUGGGGGACGACAUGAAAAAGGGGAGGAGCACGUUGGACAGGAGAGGGAACAGAGGUUUGAUGGGACAUGCGGGGAUGGUUCGGUGCAGGGAAGUGGGCACACGGAGGUGCAAAGGGGAAAAGAACACAGGAAGAGGUCUAGGCAGGAUGAUGCCGAUGCGGAGCAGAAGGGCAUUGAUGACUCUGACCUUCUUACUUUCCUCAAGACUAGGGCCAAGAGAGGCAGAGGAGCCAUUGGAUCCAGGGCUGAUGCAUGGGGAUCGGAGCCACCUUCUGUACUCGCAGGCGUGCAGGGAGGCGCAGAGGAGGGGAGUGGAGCAGUGGGCAUGCUGCUGGCGCGAGUGAGGGAGGAGUGGGAGGACAGCGUGGUUGCUGGAAAGGACCUCCGCUGUUUCUUCCAAAUUCUUGGCGCCCCUUUGAACACCUUUCCCCCUCUCCCGUCCCCCUCUCUCGUCCCCCUCUCCCCUCUCCUAUUCCUCUCUUCCCCACCCCCCACCCUCUCUUCCCCUCUGCCUCCUCCCGUCGUGGCCGUGCAGGAGCUAUACACGAACGUGACGUGGCCGCUGUACCGCAAAUACGGACACGCGUUCGAGGCGUUCAAGCUGGUGGUGACGGAUCCAGACGCGGUGCUGGGGGGACUCACCAAGGAGAUCACUGAGACAGGCGAAGACGGCAAGGAGGUGAAGAGGGAGGUGCCGGCAAUGCCAGAGGACGUGAAGGCGAACCUGAUUGCCAACAUCCGGCGCAGAAUGACCCCGCAGCCCCUCAAGAUCCGAGCCGACAUCGAGCUCAAGUGCUUUCACUACGACGGCGUGCUGCACAUCAAGGACGCCAUGCGCCGCGCGGAGCAGGAGAGCGAGGAGGACUGUGCGGUGCGCAUUGUGCUUGUGGCGCCGCCGCUCUACGUCCUCACCACCUUCACACUCGCCAAGGACAAGGGCAUAGCGGUGUUGGAGCGGGCCAUCAGAGCAGCGAGUGAGGAGAUCGACAAGCAUAAGGGCAAGCUCACAGUCAAGGAGGCGCCGCGAGCGGUGAGUGACCGUGAUGACCGGUUGCUGGCAGAGCACAUGCAGAAGCUCACAGAUGCCAACGCUGAGGUGGAUGGGGACGUGGACAGCGAGGAUGAGGACGAGGGCAUGGGCUCUGUUGACAUUGACAACGCCGGUCUCACCGAAUAG